AUGAGUGUCAAGGUGUUGGCGACACUAGCCUCCGUCGGGAGUGCUGUAGUGCUAGUGAGUGCUGUGGUCAGCCUCGGCUAUCUCUACAAUGAUAUCAAUUCAUUCUACUAUGAGGCCGUCUCAGAUAUGUCCGAAUUCCAGCUAUACGCCAAUGACGCCUGGUCAAAUAUGAUCACGAGCAUGGGCCAGGCGAGCAGCAGCCAAUCGCAACUAAACACAAUCUUUGGCCGCCACAAACGAUCAGCCGAUAAAUGCCAAUGUGGACCCCAGGCGAAGAGCUGUCCAGCUGGCCCACCCGGACCCCCUGGACAACCCGGACAACCAGGAGAUGAUGGAGAGAAGGGAAAACCCGGAAAUACUGGCAUCAAGGGAUCUGCUAUUACUCAAGAGGAUACACCCACUGGAUGUAUCAAAUGUCCACAAGGACCACCUGGACCAAAGGGACCCGAUGGAGCUGUGGGAGAAGCUGGACCGGAAGGAAAGAAGGGAGAAGAUGGAAAGGGAGGAAAGAAGGGAGAGGAUGGACCUGAUGGAGAGGCUGGAGAUGCUGGAAAGAAUGGAGAGAAGGGCAAGGAUGGAGAGCCUGGAAAGGCUGGAGAAAAUGGCACGAAAGGAAAGGGCGCCCCAGGACCCCUCGGACCAAUGGGACCCAUUGGACCACAAGGAAACCAAGGAGCCGUCGGAACCCCUGGACAGCCUGGAAAGGACGGACAGCCCGGCAAAGGC
Molecule: messenger RNA, 726 nt
Organism: Mesorhabditis spiculigera
Lineage: Eukaryota; Metazoa; Nematoda; Chromadorea; Rhabditida; Rhabditidae
Source: the annotation of a GenBank genome assembly